Messenger RNA from Eruca vesicaria subsp. sativa (arugula), 788 nucleotides. The record is from the annotation of a GenBank genome assembly. Lineage: Eukaryota; Viridiplantae; Streptophyta; Magnoliopsida; Brassicales; Brassicaceae.
UGAAGAUCCAACUUAAAGUUUAUAAUCUUUGUUUCAUACUUCAGAUCCUCCUCUUUCACUCAAACACUAAAAUCUGUAGAAAUGGCAACGGCGUCGUUUAACAUGCAGUCAGUCUUCGCCGGUGGAUUGACCACACGUAAGAUCAACACAAGCAACCAUUUCUUCGCCGGAAACUUCCCUAAUCUCAAAAGGAACUUUCCAGUGGGAGUGAGAUGCAUGGCUGAGGGAGAACCCAUGAAGAAUGAGUCUGCACCGUCGACCUCAGCGGCUCAGCCUUUGCCUAAGUCAUCGUCCCCACCACCACCCCCUCCUCCUACUAAGCCUAAGGUGAGCACCAAGUUUAGUGACUUGCUAGCGUUUAGCGGUCCAGCACCAGAGAGGAUUAACGGGCGUUUAGCUAUGGUUGGAUUCGUGGCUGCCUUGGCAGUUGAACUUUCCAAGGGAGAAAACGUUUUCGCUCAGAUCUCCGACGGUGGAGUCUCAUGGUUCCUUGGCACGACGGCGAUCUUGACGCUUGCGUCGCUUGUGCCGCUUUUCCAAGGCAUCACCGCUGAGUCAAAGUCUAAAGGUUUCAUGACAUCAAACGCUGAGCUUUGGAACGGGCGUUUCGCGAUGCUUGGUUUAGUCGCUUUGGCGUUCACUGAGUUUGUCAAGGGUGGAACCCUUAUCUGAAGAAUAUAACUACGGUUUUGUCCCUGAAUUCUGUAAAGUAAAAUCUGGCUUUUGCUCAUGUCGUGUUAUGUAAUAGUGAGUUCCAGUGAUAUAUGAAAAACUUUGGGUUAUAAAAC